AUGGAGCGUCUUGGGGCUCACGACGUGGCGCAGCUCCUAAGGAAGAAAAUAAAAACUCUUGGCUCCGGGACUUACGGUAGAGUAGUCCUGGUUAACUGGCACGGAGAGCAGGCCGCACUUAAAGUGGCCAACCAUGCAUCGGCCGCUAAGAGCUUCAAGCGGGAAGCCAGCGUCUUGUCAGAGCUGAAAGGGGCUGGAGGCGCGCCCCUCCUACUGGCGGUGUCUCACGAUCGCCCAGCUCUCCUCACCACUUAUAAAGGGGACACGAACGUGGAUAAGAUUUUAUGCCACCCGCAAUACGACGUAGUGCAGAUUGGGUUUAAAAUUGGCCUAAAAUUAUUACAUGUCCACACAAAAGGGUAUGUUCAUAACGACAUAAAAUCUAACAAUAUAAUGAUUGAAGGCUCACCCGACCACCCAAAAAUUAGUGUGAUCGACUUCGGCCUCUCCUGUAAGAGUGGUGAAGUGGUCCUUACAAAAGGUGACCCCGAGGACUACCCGCUCUACGCCCCCGAACUCUUGGCUGGUGAACCCAGCACCUUCUCCUCAGACGUGUUCCAAUACGGCCGUCUGAUGCAGGAGAUCCUAGUGGUAACAGGUACCAAAGAUCCGGUACUAGUGAACCUGUUCCAAGAGGCGACAUUGUCCAACCAAGAGUGGCGGCCAUCCCUGCCCAACCUGCUCCGCCGCCUACAGGACCACAUCAGAGACGACACCACCACGGACUCCACCUUCCACCGAGACCGCAAGAGGAUUGAGCGGUAUGAGGCAAAGUGCGCCAAGUGGGGGACAGACAGAGACGGACUGAGGAUGCCUAAGGAGCAGGUUAUGAGGGACAAGGCGCGGACGGAGGACUAUUUGUUCCGUAUAAGGGAGUACCAUGGGAUCCUCGUCCUGUGA
Molecule: messenger RNA, 900 nt
Organism: Procambarus clarkii (red swamp crayfish)
Lineage: Eukaryota; Metazoa; Arthropoda; Malacostraca; Decapoda; Cambaridae
Source: RefSeq, a predicted model, not a curated record